AUGAAUAAUUAUCUACGAAACCCUCGCUUCUACCAUCAGUCAGAGCAGGACUCUGAGUCUGCUCUCGUUAGUAGAAAUACCAACGAAACAGGAAAACGUUUGGGUGGAAUGGACGAGCACCCCAUAAUAUUAGACUUCGAAAAAGAAAAAAAGCUCUCAACGGAUAUGUCAAUACUUCAUAAGUCAUUACUCCCAACAAAGGAGUCUCACGAAAAACGCAAAGAACUCGCCGAUAAUGUUAAAAAAGUAUUAAACGAUGAAUUCCCAAAUAAAGAAAUAGAAGUACAUAUGUUUGGUUCCUCCAUGAAUGAACUCGGAACAACACAAUCUGAUGUAGAUUUAUGCGUCACAACACAAUGGAAUGGACUAAAAAACAUACAUGUUUUAUCUGAUUGUUUAAAGAAACACAUGAAAGUAGAACAGAUCGUAUCCAAAGCUAAAGUACCUAUUGUAAGGUUAUUUGAUCAAAAUCUAGAUUUGGCCUGUGAUAUAAAUGUCAACAAUACUUUGGCUUUACAUAACACACGCUUAAUACGGAAAUAUGUAAGCAUUGAUCCAAGAGUACAACCAUUGGCAAUGAUCGUAAAACAUUGGGCACGAAAAAGAGUUUUAAACGAUGCAGCGAAAGGUGGUACCAUAUCUACAUACACUUGGACAUGCAUAAUUUUGAAUUUCCUCCAAAUGCGAGAUCCACCGAUAUUACCAAUUCUUCAUCAGAUACCACAUAAAGAUAUUGAUCCAAUAAUGGUAAACGGCGAAGAUGCAUCAUUUUAUGAAGAUGUGGAUACUUUAUCGCAAUUUGGGUCAAAAAACAAAGAAACCAUAGGUGGUCUAUUGUUUGCGUUUUUCAGACGUAUGGCAUUUGAAUUUAAUUAUGAUGAACAUGUUAUAUCUCUACGACAAGGCAAAUACCUUACAAAAGCAGAAAAAGGUUGGGAUACAUGUAAAGGCUGGAAAAUGUUAUGUGUCGAAGAACCCUUUAACACGGCAAGAAAUUUAGGAAACAGUGCUGAUGACGUUAGCGUCAAUGGGUUAAUAGCAGAAUUUAAAAGGGCUUAUGAAAUUCUUUAUGAAUCUGCCUGCUUAGAAAAAUUAUGUGAACAGUACCAAUUUCCUUUAAAUCAUUACAUUAAUAACAACUAUUAUCCACCUUCUCGUUACAGACAACUAUCAAAACGUAACAAUAAAAACAAUCCUAUGUGGAAGCCAAAUCGAAGAAAUUAUUAUCCGAGAUAUCAUCAGCAGAACGGGCAGAAUAAUUGCUUGAGUAAUACUACAGACAAUCUUCAUGAUAUGAAUGGGAAAAGUAAUGAUCUUCAAGAUGGUGAGGAAGAUGGAUCUAGUAUGCGUAGAUUCGAUAGCGUUUCGCAUACCAGUCAUUAUAACGGUAGUGAAGAGUCUACUCCAGUAUCAGUUUACUAUCAUUAUGAGAAUAACGAUAGCUUAACACGAAAACAAUUUGAUAAUCUUCAAUAUCAAAGUAAACGUUAUAAUAAUCAUCAUAAUGUAUCGAAAGAUGAUGAACAACUGCGCUCUCAAUCAAAGCAAAAAAAUAGUUUCUAUUCAAAGAAAAGGAACGAUGAUCAGUCCCAUAAUUACGGACAAUCUCAGGAUUCUGAACAUGAAGGGUUUGUAAGAUAUGUUGAUUCAAUUCCGAAUCAAAAUCAACCCAAAAAUAGUUCACAUAAUAAGAAAGGUUCAGCGGCACGUUUUCAACCUUCUUAUUCUGACCAAAAGAUUUUUUAUUUACAAAAUACGAUUACAUUAUAUGACUCGGAUAAUAAUAUUAAAUAUAAUAAUAAUAAUAGUUAUUCACGUCAUCCUAAUAUUCAUAGCGAUUCGGAUCAAAAAUCUUUUGUUCAUGAUUCUGAGAAGAGGCCUUAUUACAAAUCACAUUCGAAUAAAAAUGUGCACAACUCAAAACAAGUAGAGGAACCAAUAAUUGAUGAUUUAUCUUCAAAUUCAAAUUUUGACCGUUCUAAUCCUAUCUCAAGCCCAAAAUCGAAUAAUAAAUCGAAUAAUAAGAAUCGCUUUAAUAAACAUACGCAGCCACAACGACAGUAUCAGAAGCCUACUGGAAAUGUCGAUUUCAAUAAUAAUAAUUAUUCAUGCAAUAAUGAUAAAGUUGAUGAUAGCUUUUCAUCUAAUUCAAUACCACCAUCUAAUAGUGGUAGCACUAAUUUGACCGCUUCGUAUUCAAUGUAUCAUCAGUUAUACAAUAGACAAUCGGGCGAUGGAUCAACUCAAUACCAAAGGCGAAUGUCACAUCAAUCAUCGUCUGAUGGUUCAAAUAGUCAAACAAGUGGUAAUACUAGUAAUACUAGUAAUACUAGUUAUAGUAGUAACUGUACAAAGAAUAAUUAUCAGAAAACUAGUAGUAAUCAGAACAAUUAUCAACAAAAUCAUCAGAAUAAGUUGAAUAAUAAUAAUAACAAUAAUAGUAAAAGGAGGAAGCACUUAAACAACAAUAAUACGAACGGUUAUAAUAAUUCUGUAAAUGGAAAUUUCCGAACGAACAACACCACGAACAACUCUUCUAUGACAAUGGCUUUAAGUUACAACGAUUCUAACCUCCAAGAUGUGCCAUUCAUACCGUCUUAUAUUAAUCAAGGACAAGGAGGACAACAUGGCAACGAUUAUAAUUUAAACUGUGAUAUAAAUGGAUAUAAAGGCAGUAAUGGCAGCUUCAAAAGCAAUAACAACAAUAGUAAUAGCUCUAAUAGCUGGAAGAGUUCAAACGGACAUUAUUAUAAUAAGACAACAAACGGUAACAGUAAUACGAAUAGUGGGAUGAAAUUAGCAAAUGGUGGCAAUAAUCCUCCGAAUCGAAGUGUGAAUAGUAAUAACUCAAAUAACAAUUUUUUGCGCUCGAAUUGCCCAAAUUUCAAUAAUAAUUAUAAUAAUAAUUAUAUGAAAAAUCAAAACAAUAACAAUGCUAUUCCACAUAAGCCAAUAACUGGAAGUAACUAUAAGCCUUUUGAUGGUAGUAAUAAUAAUCCUAAUUCACAAAUAAAGAAUUUUAACAAGAAUGGUGGUGGGAAUAACAAAAAACGGACUAAUAAGAAUCGUACUGGCGUCAAGGCUGAAAAUAAGGAAGAUGGUGUUAGUUAUCAACUGCAAUACUCGCAGGAAGGAUCAGUUCAAGAACGACAAAACAAAAAAGUGGGUCAAAACGGACAGAGCAAUAAUAGUGGUAAAGGAAAAGGUCAUAAAAAACACCCUUCAUGCCCCAAACAAAACGUUGCAUUUCAACAACAAUAA
This is a messenger RNA of Rhizophagus irregularis DAOM 181602=DAOM 197198, 3261 nucleotides long. RefSeq lists its product as uncharacterized. Gene Ontology annotation, biological process: RNA 3'-end processing. Lineage: Eukaryota; Fungi; Glomeromycota; Glomeromycetes; Glomerales; Glomeraceae. Gene Ontology annotation, molecular function: nucleotidyltransferase activity. The record is from RefSeq and is a predicted model, not a curated record.